AUACAUAUACAUUUUCUUGUCUUCUCUCUUCUUUAAUUCCCAGCCCUUCAACUCAGAAAACAAAAGCUCUCAAACCCAUUUCAAUUAUACACACAACUUUAUAUAUACAUAGCUCACAUUUCAUCAUCUAAAUCUACACUUCUUGAAUUGUUUUCUGAAAGAUCAAAUCUUUAAGCCCUUCACUUCAUUUUUCACUGCUUAUUCUACAGAUUCUUGAUAUAUUUUAAAUAAGACUAGAGAUCAUCGAAGUUGUAGAUCUUUUGCUUAGUUGAGCGGUGAGAUUUAGGAAAAAGAUCCCUCUUUUUUGUCAAAUAUUACUAUAAUAUAUCUGGGUUUUUUUUAUAUGUGUGUGUAGUUUUGGUUUUAGAAAAAACCCAUUUCUUGAUCUGUAGAGAUUUGAUUAUUAUCAUCUGGGCUGGUGUUGUUUUGAGCUUAGUGAUCUGAAAUCUUGCUCUCUUGGAGUUCUUGAUUAGUGUCUUGGUGGAGAUUUAUGCUUUGUUAGAGAUAUGCAGCCUGGUCAGAGUAAAAAGGGAUCUGCAGAUGUAGAUUUUUUCACAGAAUAUGGAGAGGGGAACAGGUACAAGAUAGAAGAAGUAAUUGGUAAAGGGAGCUAUGGUGUUGUUUGCUCUGCAUAUGAUACCCAUCUUGGGGAGAAAGUCGCCAUCAAAAAAAUUAAUGAUAUAUUCGAACAUGUUUCCGAUGCCACUCGCAUUCUUCGUGAGAUUAAGCUACUUAGACUCCUACGGCAUCCGGACAUAGUCGAAAUAAAACACAUCUUAUUGCCUCCUUCUAGAAGGGAAUUUAGAGACAUUUAUGUAGUUUUUGAACUAAUGGAAUCCGAUUUACAUCAAGUAAUUAAAGCAAAUGAUGAUCUGACUCCGGAGCAUUAUCAGUUCUUCCUUUAUCAGCUGCUUCGAGGCCUGAAGUACAUACAUACAGCAAAUGUGUUUCAUCGGGAUCUGAAGCCUAAAAACAUCUUGGCAAAUGCUGAUUGCAAAUUAAAGAUCUGUGACUUUGGACUUGCACGAGUAGCUUUCAAUGAUACCCCUACUGCCAUAUUUUGGACAGAUUAUGUUGCAACAAGAUGGUACAGAGCUCCUGAAUUGUGUGGAUCCUUCUUCUCUAAGUAUACACCCGCAAUAGACAUUUGGAGCAUUGGCUGCAUCUUUGCCGAACUUUUGACUGGAAAACCCCUCUUUCCAGGGAAAAAUGUUGUCCAUCAGUUGGACAUCAUGACUGAUUUUCUUGGGACUCCUUCUCCUGAAGCCAUAGCUAGGAUAAGAAACGAGAAAGCAAGGAGAUAUUUGAGCAGCAUGAGGAGGAAGAGGCCUGUUCCUUUUUCCCAAAAGUUCCCUAAUGCGGAUCCCCUGGCACUUCGUUUGUUAGAAAGGAUGCUUGCUUUUGAACCCAAAGAUAGACCUUCAGCUGAAGAGGCUCUUUCAGAUCCAUACUUCAAAAACUUAGCCAAGGUUGAGAGAGAACCUGCUGCUCAACCAGUUACAAAAAUGGAAUUUGAAUUCGAAAGGAGGAGGAUAACCAAGGAAGAUGUGCGGGAACUAAUAUACCGGGAGAUUCUUGAAUAUCAUCCAAAGAUGUUGAAGGAGUUCUUGGAGGGUUCAGAGCCUACUGGCUUCAUGUAUCCAAGUGCUGUUGACCAAUUUAAGAAGCAAUUUGCUUAUCUUGAGGAGCAUUAUGGAAAGGGUGGUACUGUUGCGCCACCUGAAAGGCAGCAUGCUUCAUUACCUAGGCAGCGGAUGCUAUAUUCAAAUGAUACAGCGCAUGGUGUUGCUGAAGUGACGAAUGAUCUUACUAAAUGUUGCAUCAAAGAUGGCGAGAGGUCGCAUACGGACAAGACUUCUGGCAUCCCAGUAACAAGACCACCAAUUCAAGUGCCUCAAAAUAUUCAAGCAGGAGCUGCUGCAAGGCCUGGGAAAGUUGUGGGUUCUGUCUUGCGGUACAACAAUUGCGGAGCUGCAGCUGCAGCCACAGAGUCUCUUGAACAUCGACGAAGCGUUAGGAGUCCUGCUGUUCCAGCACAAUAUGCUGUUCCUAGCUCUUCUUACCCUAGAAGGAACCCAGGUUGCAAAAACGAAAAGGUGGAGGAUACGAUUGAAGGAUCCAACGGUCUGCAGCCAAAACCUGCAUUCACAGCAACAAGAAAAGUGGCUGCUGCUCAAGGUGUUCCUGGAAAUCAGUGGUAUUGAUAAUAGCGGGUCUUCUCAUCAUGGUGUUCAGUUCACAUUGCAACUCUUUCGGUGAGAUUGAGCUUCAACUGAUAAUUCAGUUGCUGUAAAAUGACACCUGGAAAGUUACAAUACCCUGGCCAAGAGAAGCAAGUGAAUUGUUUGAUCAGAUAAUGUCUCUUGGUAGCAGCAGUUGGUCUAUGCGCUGAUAUAGACGGACAACAGGUCUAAUAUUAUAUGGACGAAAAUGAUAACGUUAAAACUAGGAAAAGACGUAAUAUUUCAACACUUUGUGUUAGCUUCACAUUAUUUGGCAGGAUUGAAGCGGACUGUAGUACUUUGCCAUAACAUAGAACUAGUUCGAGUAAUCUGUUGGAGGUCGUUCUGUGCCUCGAAUCGGUGAUCCCAGCCGAACAUUUGUUGCUUCCUUAUGGUGUUUGGACACUUCGUUAACUAGCAAAUGGUAGCUUCUAGCUUGUGUAAGAUAUUAUUGCAAUGUGUUUCAAACUACUAGUAUCAUUUAUAAAAUAACUUGUUUCUUUGAA
Daucus carota subsp. sativus is the source of this 2728-nucleotide messenger RNA. Its product is annotated as mitogen-activated protein kinase 15. The record is from RefSeq and is a predicted model, not a curated record. The transcript has 10 exons. Gene Ontology annotation, biological process: intracellular signal transduction; protein phosphorylation. Gene Ontology annotation, molecular function: MAP kinase activity; ATP binding. Lineage: Eukaryota; Viridiplantae; Streptophyta; Magnoliopsida; Apiales; Apiaceae. Gene Ontology annotation, cellular component: cytoplasm; nucleus. Bases 507 to 2204 code for a protein of 565 amino acids.